CGUUUUGCUCUGGCGAUGAUUUUUGCAAUAGAGGAAAUAAACAAUGACACAGCCUUGCUUCCCGGUGUCACUCUGGGAUACCGCAUUUACGAUUCUUGUGAUUUGCCCCAGUUAUCGUUGAAAGCAGCUUUGGAGUUUCUAAACAGUCCCGCGGCAAACACAUCCUCUGAUAACUGUAAAGACUCCUCCAUUGUUCCUGCGAUUGUUGCUGAUGCUGGAUCCACGCAGUCUUUAGCAAUAGCACCUCCCAUCGGUGCCUUCAGAAUUCCUAUGGUUAGCUACUUUUCUACCUGUGCGUGCCUAAGCAAUAGAAAGAAAUAUCCGUCAUUUUUUCGAACUAUACCGAGUGAUUACUAUCAGGCUAAAGCAUUAGCCCAGCUAGUGAAACAUUUCGGAUGGUCAUGGAUCGGGACAGUUAAGAGUGACGAUGACUAUGGAAACUUUGGAAUGCAGGCAUUUGAAGAGGCGGCACAACAAUUAGGCGUUUGUAUAGCUUUUUCCGUGUCGUUCAUUAAAACGUACACUCAAGAGAAGUUACUGAAAACAAUUCACACCAUACAAAAUUCUUCUACAAAAGUUGUCGUUGCUUUUGUAGGAGAAGCAAGCAUGCGUGUUCUUCUAAAAGAAAUGAUUAGACAAAACGUCAGCGGCAUACAAUGGAUUGGCACCGAAUCCUGGGUUUCCACGUUGCUUCUUCCUCUGGAGGACAGUAAAAAGAUUGCUUUUGGUGCAAUUGGGGUGACAAUUCGCAAAGUCAGCAUUCCAGGGUUGAGGGAGUUCCUAAUGAAAGUUCACCCAUCCCAGUAUCCUGGGAACUUCUUAGUGAAAAAGUUUUGGGAAAGUUGCUUCGGCUGCACUCUACGUGUUGAAAACAAAACAGAUCCUCGAAAAACUGAACCAGGGCUUAAAGAAUGCACAGGAAGAGAAAAAUUACAGAAUAUCCGUCACGAAUUUACUGAUGUGUUGCAAUACAGAGUGACUUACACCGUGUACAAAGCAACUUAUGCUAUAGCUCAUGCACUUCACAACAUGGCGUCAUGUAAAACUGGGGCAGGACCUUUUUCCAAUGGCACUUGUGCAAAUGUUUCAAAUUUUCAACCAUGGCAGCUACUACAUUACAUGAGAACAGUGAAUUUCAUAACCAAGAUCGGCGAAAAGGUUUAUUUUGACGAAAACGGAGACCCUGUCCCUACAUAUGACAUUGUAAACUGGCAAACAAAUGCCGCCGGUGAUAUUGACAUUGUGAAUGUUGGGCUGUAUGAUGGGUCAGCUUCUGGAGAAGAAUUUUCAAUCAGAGAAGAGGCAAUUGUUUGGAGUGGUGGGCACAAGUCGGUUCCUAAAGCUGUUUGCUCUGAAAGCUGUCAACAAGGAACAAGGAAAGCAGGAAGAAAAGGACAACCCAUUUGCUGUUUUGACUGCAUACCAUGUGCACAAAAUGAAAUUAGUAACAGAACUGAUUCCAUUCAAUGCACAAAAUGUCCAUUGGAAUUCAAGUCUAAUGAAAGACGGGAUCAGUGCAUUCCAAAGGAAAUCGAGUUUCUUUCCUUUUCUGAGACAAUGGGAAUCAUUCUGAUGACACUGGCGCUGUUGGGAGCCUGCACAGCUGUUGGUAUAUUUGCAAUAUUCUACGUCUACAGACACACUCCAAUUGUUAAAGCUAAUAACUCUGAGUUAAGCUUCCUUCUUCUUCUUGCCCUGACACUUUGUUUUUCGUCUUCAAUUACAUUUAUUGGAGAGCCUUCAGUUUGGUCUUGUAUGUUCUGCCAUGUAGCGUUUGGUAUUAGUUUUGUUUUUUGCAUAUCUUGUGUAUUGAGUAAAACAAUAGUGGUGGUGAUGGCAUUCAAAGCAAAAUUUCCUAACAAUAAUGUGAUGAAGUGGUUUGGACCAAGACAACAACGGCUGAUGGUUUGCAUCCUUACUCUUGUCCAAUGCGCAAUAUGUACUGCCUGGUUAAUUGUAUUUCCACCUUAUCCUUUAAAAAACACAAGUCAUUCUAAUGAGAUAAUCAUGUUUGAAUGCAAUGUAGGAUCUUCGUUAGCCUUCUAUUGUGUGCUUGGCUAUAUUGGAUGUCUGUCCUGUGUGUGUUUUGUUGUAGCAUUUUUAGCUCGACAACUUCCAGACAACUUCAGUGAAGCUAAACACAUAACGUUUAGUAUGCUUAUCUUCUGUGCAGUCUGGAUAACUUUCAUUCCAGCUUACAUAAGUUCACCAGGAAAAUAUACUGUGGCUGUUGAAAUAUUUGCUAUUUUGGCCUCCAGUUUUGGUCUUCUUUUUUUCAUUUUUGGCCCAAAAUGUUAUGUUAUUCUUUUGAAAAAAGAAGAAAAUACAAAGAGGAAUAUGAUAGGUUCAGUGGCUUCCAAAAAUACCUGA
This is a messenger RNA of Stegostoma tigrinum, 2370 nucleotides long. RefSeq names its product extracellular calcium-sensing receptor-like. Bases 16 to 2370 code for a protein of 784 amino acids. Gene Ontology annotation, cellular component: membrane. Gene Ontology annotation, molecular function: G protein-coupled receptor activity. The transcript is spliced from 5 exons. The record is from RefSeq and is a predicted model, not a curated record. Gene Ontology annotation, biological process: G protein-coupled receptor signaling pathway. NCBI's taxonomy places the organism in Eukaryota, Metazoa, Chordata, Chondrichthyes, Orectolobiformes, Stegostomatidae.